Molecule: messenger RNA, 1564 nt
Organism: Aricia agestis (brown argus)
Lineage: Eukaryota; Metazoa; Arthropoda; Insecta; Lepidoptera; Lycaenidae
Gene: run
Product: segmentation protein Runt
Exons: 3
Coding region: 237-1460 (407 amino acids)
Biological process (GO): regulation of DNA-templated transcription
Cellular component (GO): nucleus
Molecular function (GO): RNA polymerase II cis-regulatory region sequence-specific DNA binding; DNA-binding transcription factor activity, RNA polymerase II-specific; ATP binding
Source: RefSeq, a predicted model, not a curated record
CCCGCGAGCACGCGUCCCUCGCCCUCGCCGCGCGUCGUCGAUCUUCGGCUUGCGGUUCCCUUCGCGCUCCCCUCCCGCCUCGCGCCCAACAAGUGGCGGAGCCGGGCUCACACCGAGUCCCGCGUCCCGAGGAAUUACUUCAAAGUUGUGCGCACUUUCUCACGAGUUACGGCGCGAUCGCGUGUUCGGAAAACUUUUGUGUCGGAGAACGUGUAGCCUGUGAUCAGCCGGAGUCGAUGCACCUGCCGCACGCGCCGCCGCCCAGCAUGACGGACGUGUACACCCACAUCCACGAGUACUACCGGCAGAGCCACGGCGACCUGGUGCAGACGGGCUCGCCGGCGGUGCUGUGCUCGGCGCUGCCGGGCCACUGGCGCUCCAACAAGUCGCUGCCGGUGGCGUUCAAAGUGGUGGCGCUGGACGACGUGCAGGACGGCACGUUGGUGACCAUCAAGGCGGGGAACGACGAGAACGUGAUGGCCGAGAUGAGGAACUGCACCGCGGUGAUGAAGAACCAGGUCGCCAAGUUCAAUGACCUGCGGUUCGUGGGCCGCAGCGGCCGCGGCAAGUCGUUCUCGCUGACCAUCACCAUCAGCACGUUCCCCAGCCAGGUCGCCACGUACACCAAGGCCAUCAAGGUCACCGUCGAUGGACCUAGAGAACCCAGAACUAAACAGAAUUAUGGAUAUGGUCAUCCCGGAGCGUUUAACCCGUUCCUCCUAAAUCCCGGGUGGUUAGACGCCGCCUACUUGAAUUACGCCUGGGCAGAUUACUUCAGGCCAACGUUGCGAGAACAGUCCCCACUUGUUAAAGGAGGACCGACACCGAUAACGACGCCACCGGUCGGGCUGCCGGGCGCCGAGCUGUUCCCGUUCCCGCCUGCGAUGGCCAGCCUCCCGCCGGCUGGUCUCAUCCCCCCACCUGGAGCGUUCCUGCCGCCGAACGGACUUCUCCCGUUCCCGCCGCACCCGGCGGAGCUCGCGCUGAAAGGCCUACCACAGGAGCUGGUGCUGAAGAAUGGCAGCAACCCAUACGAUGCGUUGAGACAUUUACAAAGUAAUAUUUCUCCAAUGGAUACGUCGAGUGCUCGACUAUCACCCACGAGCAGCAGGCAGAGCGUCAGUCCAAGAAGUAUGUCCAACGUCAGCCCGCGAUCGAAAGCGGACUCGAAGUCGGAAGCGAACUCUUUACACGAUGCGACGAUAUCGGACGAAUCGGACGACGAGCAAAUCGAGGUGGUGAAAUCGGCGUUCCAUCCAACGCGACCCGCCAACGUGGAGCUCCAGGAAAUGAAGCAGGUCCAGGCCGCCGACUCAACGGUGUCGGACCGACCGAGGCGCAGGAACGAGCUGAAGGCACCCUCACAGAGAACGACACGAGUUCUCUCCACGAGUCCGACGUCGACCAAAAUCGGUGCCGAUGGCAUACCCACUACAAAAUCAGUGUGGCGGCCAUAUUGACAAUAUAGUGCUAGUGAAUCCGUGUUUGCGGAGUUAUAAAUGUGAUAAAACGAGCUUGUAUAUAAACUAUGAAGAUAAAAUAUAUGUCAGAUAUUUAUUAUGUA